This is a messenger RNA of Clavispora lusitaniae ATCC 42720, 1638 nucleotides long. RefSeq lists its product as uncharacterized. Lineage: Eukaryota; Fungi; Ascomycota; Pichiomycetes; Serinales; Metschnikowiaceae. The record is from RefSeq and is a predicted model, not a curated record.
AUGCAAGAGCCAGAGACUACAGAAUCGGUUGAUUCUGUGACUAGAAGUCCGCCGUCCGACAUUGAAAGAGAGCCUUUGCUCAACUCCCGCAGCAACUAUGUUGACCCAGACGACCCAAUCGUUUCCCCGUUGAAUUUGGACCAGAUCAAGCUUCUUCGAGUUUUCCUCGUGGCCAUUUUGGGUUUUAACUGCUUGAGCUUCUUUCUCGUUUUGAUUAGCGAUUUCAUUUCUGUCCCCGGGUUCAAUAACAGAGGAAGACUGUUUCUUGAGUUGGAUCUUACCAUUUUGAACAUUGCUACAGGUUUAGUAACAUUAUGGUGUUUUACAGUUCCAGCGUAUUACGAGAGAAUUCUUGGCUACAUAAGCUUCGUAUUGUUGUUUGUGGAUCUUGUGGUUAUUCUUUCGGUCUCGUACCUCAGAGACCAACAAGGGCCCUUGGGAAAUUUCCUUCUUCUUUGGACUUUAUUCAACAUUGGGGUUAAUUGCUUUGCAGAUUUCACUGUAGAAAGGAGCAAAGCACGCCAGGAAAUAAAGUAUACUGGGCGUGUCGAAAAACGCAAAUCCAUCUUCGAACUUUUCGUGAUGACAGUCAAAAUCCUAGUCAAGUUGUUUCUCUUGUUGGUUGUGUGGAACAUUAGUUUGUCGCUCAUUCUUCAGGCUUUUGACUCGCACGAAAAACCUUGGGGAAAGAUGAUCCCCGUGAAUGAGGAUCUGUUUAGCAUUCAUUUGGCAUGCUUUGGUGAUGUACAUGCGAACAUGACCAAAGAUGAAGAUGAUUCAGGCAAGGCAAAACAGCCGAUUUUGCUUGUGGAAGGUGGCCAGCAAGCAUCAUCAGAGCAAUUCCAAGAGUGGAUCCAGGAAUUGUACCACAUGAACAAAAUCGAGCGGUAUUGUAUUUGGGAUCGCCCAGGCUACGCGUUCUCUGAUAGUGCUCCAUCGCCAUUAUCAAUCUCCAUCAAUAUUGAGUAUCUCAUGGAAGCACUUCGCAAAGAGAAGAUAGAGGGCCCCUUUUGCUCUGUCGGAUUCGAUAUUGGCGGUCUUUACUCUAAAGUAUUUGCCCUGCGUAACGUGGGCCAAAUGCACUCGAUGCUUCUUGUGGAUAGCUGGCACGAGGAUCUCUUGAAGCAUUUUCCGUUUAGCGGCACCAACAAGAAAAAUGAAAACCGUCAUGUUUUCCGGAAAGAUUUCGAUUUGAUGGACUCAUGGCAGGGUUUCAAGCUUUGGCUUCGGGGCUUGAUUUCCCCCUUGGGUCUUGUACGCAACUUACACUGGUUUUUCCACCCUCGUAAGUACCUGUCAAAGAGCCGGAUCUUUGGGCGUGACAUGGUAUACAGCCCCAAAUACUUGCGUGCUCGUUUACAAGAACAAGUGACGGCGUCAAUCUUGUCGUACAAUGAGGUACACACUGCCGACGUCCUGAAGGUGCCGUUAUCAGUUAUUCUGUCAGAGUACAUGAUCAAGCAGUCGCUCAAUUGGGGAAAAUGGCAACGGGAAUUGACGAAGAUAAGUCUGAAUACUUUGGAGUGGGUGGUUGCAGAAAACACCAACCACCGGAUAUGGGACAGCCCUAAGGGCCGUGAGCAGCUACAGCAACUUUUGCUUCGGUUGGUAAGCGAAAAGUCCAACUACCUUGGUUAG